Messenger RNA from Cooperia oncophora, 450 nucleotides. NCBI's taxonomy places the organism in Eukaryota, Metazoa, Nematoda, Chromadorea, Rhabditida, Trichostrongylidae. The record is from the annotation of a GenBank genome assembly.
AUGUCAGUAGAUGCCGAAAUUACUAAAAUAAAUGAAGGCAUAGCGAAAGUGCAGCUGGCGCUUUUCAAACUUGACAAUCAACUCGAUGGGAUACUUCAGAACCUCAAUGGAAACCUUGGCGAUUUUGAUAACGGGGUUGACAAUGCCGUCGGAAAGGUCAACGGCGUUGGACAGGACAUCAUAAACAUAUUCAACCACUUUCCCGGCAAAGCAGUGUACUACUCGAUACUCGUGAUGAUUUUGGUGAUACUAAACCUGUGUUGCUUGUAUAUGAUUUACUAUAUCUAUCGAUGGGUACUUGAACGUGACUUGCGGUUCGACAAAGAACUGCGGCGGUAUAAAAAGAAAGUAUAUCGACUCAUCGAUGAGAACAAAGUAACUACGAGCCUGGAAAACAUCGAAACUCCACCUCCAACUUAUGAUGAGUACGUGAGGACGGCCGAUUCGUGA